CUCAUUUACGCACCCACUCACUCACCCACUCACCCACUCACUCACUCACUCACUCACCUUUACACACAAACACAGACGCGCGCACAAGCUAGAAAUGGCGACAAAAUUCAAAUACAACCUCGAGGCGCUAGAGUGGGACGCCAAGCACAUGCGCAACAAAGAGGGCGUGUACUGCUACUGCGGGCUGGACUACACCGACGGGGACUCGAUGGUCAAAUGCCAGGACUGCAAGCAGCUCUUUCAUUGGGAUUGCGUCCCAUCUAUAAAGUUGAAGCCGCUCAAGGGCGACAGCUUCUACAAGUUCCAGUGCAGCGUGUGCAACAGCGGCAAUGAGAUCUACGAAAGGGAGACGAUUAGCUGGGUACAGGCGAUCCACCUGGUACUCUACCAUCUAAUCAAAACAGAGCCGGAAAAGAAGUACUUUCGGUGGAGGGAAAACAUUUGCGCGACGAUCAGCGAAAAUUGGGAGAGCUUGAUGCCCGGCAAGGCCAAGACAGCGACGUGGCACAAUACGGUAGCUGGCUCCCUAUCCACGCAUCACUCGAGGUUCAAAUCGGGAUUCGACGACACACAGCAGUCUGGGAACUGGACAUUGCAGGAGGUUACUCCGCCAGAUAGCACGCCGCCCAAGGCGACUGGGAAGGCCAAGGAAUCGCGUGCGCCAAGGCAAAGAUCGGACGUGAAAAAGCCGCGGAAGAAGACUGAUCUUUCUGCUGGAUCCGAGGCUGAAAAGGAAAUCCUCGAGGUUCUGAAUGAGUCAAGGGGAUCAAAGAGGUCAACCAGACACCGUGUUUCGUUUAGCGAUGAUGAGAGCGAUAGUGACGUGGGCAAGAGGAAGGCGAGGAGACGCCGGGUGGAUCCCAAAAUACUCGAUAAUGAUAUAGAUCUGCUGCAGAGUUUCGAGCUGUUUACCAAGCUGGAGAAGGAGCGCCUUGGAGGAUCCUCGCAGGUGGACAAGCCCGAGGGUUUCGAGAAGGACGAUGAUCUGGAGUCGCUUAGUUCGUUGAGCUCGCUAUCCACAGACUCGGAGGCGGAUGGUAUUGACUUUUCAGACCUUGGGGACAAGGGCGCUCUUGAAGCGAUUGGCAGUGACGACGAUACUGAUGACUUCCAAGUCGAGGAAAAGCCAGUGCUCCAAAAUGAAGCCGGCGAGGAAUUCUUUGGCAAUCUGCUUGGAGCCAAUGCGACCACCAUGGACGCGCCGCACCAAGUGAUCCGCAUUAAGAGGGAUGAUACAAACAUCAGCCCAUUGGCGCCAAAACCCUUGUCAACUGUGGCAUCGCCAUUAGAUUUGGCUACCACACCUAUGUCGUUCCCUGCUUCCAUUCCAGGACUGUCUUCGACGCUGCCUUUCCAAUCACCAGCCCCCGAAAGCCGCAUUUCGCCUGAUUUGACGCCUUCGCCUGAGCGCACUCCUGUCGCAGAGUCUGUUGAAGUAGGAUAUGUGCCCGAGAAGACGGCUGGUCAUAUGUACGAGGAUGCCGAUGCAUUAAAUUCCUCCAAUUCGGACAACGACGGCUAUGGAUAUGACGAGGACGAAGACGAUGAUAGUGAUGGUGAUGGUGGUGCUCGGAGCGAAGACGGCCAAGACCAUAACGACGAGCGCGAGAUUGAUGCUGAUACCGACGCCGAGCAGCAUCUCGCUGCUUUCGGACCUUUUCCAACCACUUGCCUCGACAACCUCAGCCCGCAGCCACUGUUUUCUUCAUCAGAGGCUGAGGUUCCUAAUAUUCACCUUAUGAGCGAGCAGGCGCAGUGGGAGUUCUGUGCAAAAACGAGCAGCAGCCAGUCUGUGCUUACCAGUAAGGCCAAGCGUCUACGUCGCCGGCUAGAGCUGCGGCGGUUCAAGCGCAUGCUCGGAUUGCGGCUAUUCGACAUUGACAAUGCGGUCAAGACGUGCAUGGAGCACAGGCAGAUGCCGUGGCUCCAGAGACCAAUUGACCUCCAGGCAUAUCUGCUGGCCGGCGGCAGUACUAAGCUAGCGGAUGACAAGACCGGCAUGCGGCAGCUGCUGUCAGAAUCUGGGGCAGGCGAGAGCAAUGAUCUGAGGAGCGGCAGCUGCGAGCGUGAUGAGAUAGAUCGGCCAGGAGGCGGUGACGCGAGCCACCCGGGUGUAUUACAAGCAGAGUCUGCUGCAAAUGUCAAAAGGGGAAUCACAGUGACCGCCUAUGCCAACUCGUUUGCCUCGCGGCUAAUGGGCCGAGCCAUUUUGCGCGACAGCCUGACAUCGCAGGUUGCCAAAGUCAGCCCGUUCCACGGCCGCCUUCUCCGGCCGUACAUCUGGCGCGACUUUAAAACUUUUGGCGCAGACGACAGUGCUUCUGGACCCGAUGGCAAGGCUCGUGGGCUGGCGAUGCUGCGAGUGCAACGGGCAAUUCGCUCACGCAGUCACCCGCUCUUCCACACUCUGUCGCUCGAAUCCCUGUGCUUGUCCAAAACGGAGAGCAUUGACUACGUGUUCUUCCAGCACGAACACCUUGAGCAGGUCAACGCGCUCCUCUGCCGGACGUUUUGGCCCGGCAUCGAUAUGAGCGAGGCCCUGCUCUACCCCGAAUUUAGCAUCGUCGCGCUGUACAAGCGCACUGUAAUUGGCUGCGCGUUCUUGACUCCCGAGGCAUACCUCACGUAUAUUGCAGUUUCGGCUGGCUGGGAGGGCGCCGGGAUUGCCAAGUUUAUGAUAUACCAUUUGACCCAGACUGUGCCUACGAAGGACCUGACGUUGCAUGUGUCGGCGACCAACCUGGCAAUGCUGCUGUACCAGAAAUUUGGAUUCAAGCCCGAGAAGUUUGCUGUUAAUUUUUACAAGUCGUACUUGCCAGAGUCCAGCCGUGUCUGUCCAAAUGCCUUUUUCAUGCGAUUGCGGCGCUAUUGAAGCCGGCUGAGCAAUGGCAAAAUAAAAAAGCAAAAUAGAGUCAGUUUUUUCUUUUUCUUCUUUUUGUGCGCAGCAGCAGCAGCAUCACAU
Kickxella alabastrina is the source of this 2962-nucleotide messenger RNA. RefSeq lists its product as uncharacterized. The record is from RefSeq and is a predicted model, not a curated record. NCBI's taxonomy places the organism in Eukaryota, Fungi, Kickxellomycota, Kickxellomycetes, Kickxellales, Kickxellaceae. Gene Ontology annotation, molecular function: acyltransferase activity, transferring groups other than amino-acyl groups. The transcript is spliced from 4 exons. The coding region runs from base 95 to 2872 and encodes 925 amino acids.